AUAAUCCUAGUGAUAUUGUUAUUAUUGAUCGAAAUAAUAAUAAUUUGUUUAGAGAAAUCAAAUGGUCUACAGAUCUCGAAAAACCUGACAAGCAAAUUUUAUCAGCUGAUGAUUUUCGUUGUCGUGGAAAUGAUUAUUUUAUAUCUAAUUAUUUUGCAUCAGCAAUCAACGAAUAUUCAAAUGGUAUUGAGCUUGAACCAAAUAACGCUACACUUCUUUCUAAUCGUGCAGAAGCAUAUUUAAGAUUGGGUCGGUUUACAAAUGCUAUUACUGAUCUGGAAAUUACUCUUAACAACGAGAGUAAUCAUCCAAAGGCAAUUUAUCGUAUGGGUAAAGCUCUUUGUGGUCUUAAACGUUAUCAAGAAGCUAUAACUAUGCUUAGAGAUUUCCAUCAAAAAAUUCAAUCAAGUACUGAUAAUUCCACUAUUUCAACUAGGAAAAGUAUUGAGCAAUUGUUGAAGCAUGCAGAAAUGUUGGAUUUGGAAAGUCGAAAUGGACAGUAUAAUUUUAUUAAUAUUGUUGAUGAGUUUUGUGAAAAGUUGAAUGCCUUAACAGUUGUUAAUGACUCUGAGAAAAUUGGACCUAGAUUGGAUCAUGCUGAUUACUUGAGUAAUGAUAUUGAAAUUCGUAAUGUCAAAAAGAAAGGAAGAGGUUGGGUUGCCAAAUGUGAUAUUCCUGAAGGUACUCUUUUGAUGGUCUCAAAAGCAUUUAAAGCGAUAUUUGCAUAUGAAGUUCCUUUUAGUUUUAAUAUUGAUGCUUCAUCAAAGUCUAUGAAUACAGGAACACAAAAUGAAUUAAUAGCUUAUAUUGCUCAGAGGCUUACAGAUGAGCCAGACCUUCGUAAGGAGAUUUAUAAGUUGUAUAGUGGUCCAGAUUUAGCCCCAAUAUCUAAACGUGAUGAGAAUGCAUUGCAUUCAGUAGAUAUCAAUAGGAUUGAAAAGAUUGUUAAAUAUAAUACUUUUUCAUUAUUGAGUUAUGAACAAGUUUCUGAGUAUGUUGAAGGAAUGAGUUUAUUAGAUGUUGAAAAGAACGGGACAGCAUUAUGGAUUUUGCCAUCUUAUUUCAAUCACGCAUGUGUUGAUAACAAUGUUAGUUGGGUAGGUUUUGGCGAUUUGAUGAUUUUAAGGACUUCCCGGCUAGUUUUAAAAGGGGAGGAACUAGUUUUAAGUUAUUGUAGUUCUGAUAGUCCAUACGAAGAACGAUGCAAUACUCUCAAAGAUACAUUUGGUAUAAAUUGUCAAUGUAGACUUUGUAAAUUGGAAGGGUCGGAACCAUCUAAGGUCAAACGUCGGCGAGAUGUCAUUCUUGAAACUUUUACCGAUAUAAAAAGUCAGGUUAGAAUGGUUAUUAAUAAUCCUCAACUUGAUGCUUCUCACAUUAUCCAUCAAUUAGAAAAGAUGAUCGAUGAGUUGCAUGAUUUACGAAAAGAACAUCCGGAAUUAAAUUUUCCUUCAUUUUUGAUUAAAUCUGCUUUGGCGACAAUUGAAGAACCGAAUAAUUUAUCCCAGAAUGCAACAGAGCUGGACGCUCUAUUGAAAGAGGAAUGUUCUCAAAUUCUUUACAAUGUAUUCCAGGAUCUUAUUGACAACAUGCCAAGAAGAAUUAAGACAACACAAUAUUGA
Molecule: messenger RNA, 1622 nt
Organism: Entrophospora sp. SA101
Lineage: Eukaryota; Fungi; Glomeromycota; Glomeromycetes; Entrophosporales; Entrophosporaceae
Source: the annotation of a GenBank genome assembly